Camellia sinensis is the source of this 1173-nucleotide messenger RNA. The record is from RefSeq and is a predicted model, not a curated record. Lineage: Eukaryota; Viridiplantae; Streptophyta; Magnoliopsida; Ericales; Theaceae.
AUGCGCUUCAAUUGCGUUAUUAUUAAUGUUUAUGGUCCUAAUGAGGUGGGGCUUCGAAAAGAGUUGUGGGAUCUUUUAGUCAGUUUGAAAUCCAAAUUUCUUGGGCCAUGGUGCUUGGGGGGUGAUUUUAAUGAAAUAAAUAUUAUCUCAGAACAAAUUGGGUGUUCUAGAAGGGAUAGAGGGAUGAAAGAUUUCAAUGAUAUGAUUGAACAACUUGAGCUGAUCGAUAUGCCCAUGCUUGGAAGGAAGUUUACUUGGUGUAAUUCCCAAGAUAGGGCGAAAUGGAGUAGAUUGGACAGAUUUCUACUCAGUCAUGAGUGGGUAAAGAAUUUUAAUUUCAAACUUUGGGGCCUACCUAGAUUGUUAUCUGAUUACAGUCCUAUUAUAUUAAUGGAGGAUGCUAGGCAUUGCAAACCUAAACCUUUUAAGAUCCUCAAUGCUUGGUUACUUCAUCCUAAUUUCCUAUCUUUUGCACAGCGAUGUUGGUCUAGGUUUGUAUUGGAGGGUUGGGUAGGGUUUCAGUGCUUCAUGAAAUUUAAAACCCAGAAGGAAGCUUUAAAACAGUGGAAUGUGGAGGUAUUUGGGAAGGUGGAAAAUAAGCUUAAGUGUGUUGAAAAAGAAGCUCAUGCCCUUGAUUUGCUUGCUGAGGACAGACCUUUUCUACCUACAGAAAUAAUUAGAAGAAAGGAAGUGAGGGGAGAUGUUUGGAGGCUUAGUAAAAUGUUGGAAUGGAUUUGGUUGCAGAAAUCUAGAAUGAAUUGGGCACUUGAAGGGGUUAAAAAUAAAAGAUUUUUUCACAUUACAGCUUGUAGCAGGAAUAGUAGGAAUUCUUUAUGCUCCAUUGUUGUGAAUGACUCAAUGCUAGAGGACCCUAUUGAAAUUAAAGCGGAGGUAGAGUUUACUGAAGAGGAAAUUAGUACUGUAAUCAAGACCCGUGAUGGAAAUAAGGCACCUGGACCUGAUGGAUUCAACAUUGCUUUUUUCAAGAAAUGUGCUACAAGUAGGAUGAAACAGGUGAUGCCCAAGAUUAUUAUUGAGGUUCAAUCAGCUUUUCUAGGUGGUCGGAAUAUUUUGGAUGGGAUUCUUAUAGCUAAUGAGAUUGUUGAUGGAUGGAAAAGAUCCAAUAAGAAAUGUUUGGUUCUUAAUUGGAUUUUGAAAAGGCCUAUGACUUAA